Messenger RNA from Fukomys damarensis (Damara mole-rat), 4328 nucleotides. RefSeq names its product pleckstrin homology and RhoGEF domain containing G5 (gene Plekhg5). Lineage: Eukaryota; Metazoa; Chordata; Mammalia; Rodentia; Bathyergidae. The transcript is spliced from 22 exons. The coding region runs from base 114 to 3383 and encodes 1089 amino acids. Gene Ontology annotation, molecular function: guanyl-nucleotide exchange factor activity. Gene Ontology annotation, cellular component: endocytic vesicle; plasma membrane; axon. Gene Ontology annotation, biological process: Rho protein signal transduction; endothelial cell migration. The record is from RefSeq and is a predicted model, not a curated record.
GCCGCUUUGUCGGCCUGCAAUCCCUGUAGCCCCUUAUACCCCGGCUGCAUUCAGGCCUCGGGGACCCAGGUCCCUGGGGCCACCAGCCUCAGAGGCCCCCCCCAGGCCCCGGCAUGUUCCUGCACUGGAGGAGGCGAGGUGCCUACGAGCUGGAGGCGCUGCCUGGGAACCUGGCUGAGCUGGGGCUAGGGGCUGUGGAGCGCUUCUCUUGGAGCUCCAGCCUGGACAUCACUGAGGACCUCAGGGCCGACCAGAGCCCAGCUGAGCGGGGACGGCACUGCCAGAACCCAGCCUGCAUGGACAAGCGCUGGGCCGCCAAGGUAUGCCACCAUGCUGACUGCCAGCAGCUGCACUGCCGGGGGCCCCUCAACCUCUGCAAGGCCUGUGACAGCAAGUUCCACAGCACUGUGCACUAUGACAGCCAUGUCCGCUUCGACCUGCCCCCUCAAGGCUCUGUCCUGGCCCGGAAUGUGUCCACCCGGUCGUGCCCACCCCGCACCAGCCCUGUGGUGGACUUGGAGGAAGAUGAGGAAAGCACUGCGGAUGGCAAAGGGGACCGGAAGACCACAGGCCUGAAACUUUCUAAGAAGAAGGCGAGGAGGAGACACACAGAUGACCCCAGCAAGGAGUGCUUCACCUUGAAAUUCGACCUGAAUGUGGAUUUGGAGACAGAGAUCGUCCCUGCCUUGAGGAAGAAGUCGCUGGGGGAGGUGCUGCUGCCCGUGUUCGAAAGGAAGGGCAUCGCCCUGGGCAAAGUGGAUCUCUACCUGGACCAGUCCCACACACCACUGUCCCUCACUUUCGAGGCCUACAGGUUUGGGGGACACUACCUGAGAGUAAAAGCCAAGCCGGGGGAUGAGGGCAAGGUGGAAAGGAGCGUGAAGGACCCUAAGUCUCUGAGCCUCCCACUCUUGCGGCCGGCGGCUGGGGCUGGGCCCCCUGUGCUGGAACGUGUGGAUCCCCAGAGCUGCCGAGAGAACCUUGAGGCCUCGGCUCCUGGCCGCCGGCGCAAGAACAUGUCAGAGUUCUUGGGGGAGGCCAGCAUCCCGGGCCAGGAGCCCCCUGUGCUCUCCAGCUGCUCUCUGCCCAGCGUUGGCCCCAGUGACAGCUGGAAGAACCGGGCAGCCAGUCGCUUCAGUGGCUUCUUCGGCUCCAGCCCCAGUGCCAGUGGCCUGGGCCGGGAGCUGGACAGGAUGGAGCAGCUGGAAGCCAAGCUGCAUGCCUACAGCCUCUUCGGGCUGCCCCGGCUGCCCCGCCAGCUGCGCUUCGACCAUGACUCCUGGGAGGAAGAGGAGGAGGAGGACGAGGACGAGGACACAGACCGCGCCUGCCCGUGGCUGGAGGACAGCUGGCGGGAGCUCAUUGAGGGGCACGAGAAGCUGACCCGGCGGCAGUCCCACCAGCAAGAGGCGGUGUGGGAACUUCUGCACACCGAGGCCUCCUACAUCCGGAAACUGCGGGUCAUUACCAAUCUGUUCCUGUGCUGCCUCCUGAACUUGCAAGAGUCCGGGCUGCUUUGCGAGGUGGAGGCGGAGCGGUUGUUCAGUAACAUCCCGGAGAUCGCUCGACUGCACCGAACGCUGUGGGGCAGCGUGAUGGCACCGGUGCUGGACAAGGCGCGGCGCACGCGGACGCUGCUGCAGCCCGGGGACUUCCUCAAAGGCUUCAAGAUGUUCGGUUCCCUGUUCAAGCCCUACAUCCGCUACUGCAUGGAGGAGGAGGGCUGCAUGGAGUACAUGCGCGGCCUGCUGCGCGACAACGACCUGUUCCGUGCCUACGUCACGUGGGCCGAGAAGCAUCAGCAAUGCCAGAGGCUGAAGCUCAGCGACAUGCUGGCCAAGCCCCACCAGCGCCUCACCAAAUACCCACUGCUGCUCAAGUCGGUGCUGAGGAAGACGGAUGAGCCGCGAGCCAAGGAGGCUGUCGUCACCAUGAUCAGCUCUGUGGAGCGCUUCAUCCACCACGUGAACGCGUGCAUGCGGCAGCGGCAGGAGCGGCGGAGGCUGGCAGCCGUGGUGAGCCGCAUCGACGCCUAUGAGGUGGUAGAGGGCAGCAACGACGAAGUGGACAAGCUCCUGAAGGAAUUUCUGCACCUGGACCUCUCGGCGCCCAUCCCUGGAGCCUCACCGGAGGAGACGCGGCAGCUGCUGCUUGAGGGCAGCCUGAGGAUGAAGGAGGGGAAGGACGGCAAGAUGGAUGUGUACUGCUUCCUCUUCACCGAUCUGCUCCUGGUGACCAAGGCCGUAAAGAAGGCUGAGAGGACCAAGGUCAUCAGGCCACCACUACUGGUGGACAAGAUCGUGUGCCGGGAGCUCCGGGACUCCGGCUCCUUCCUCCUCAUCUACCUGAACGAGUUCCACAGUGCUGUGGCCGCCUACACAUUCCAGGCCAGCGGCCAGGCCUUGUGCCAAGGGUGGGUGGACGCCAUUUACAAUGCCCAGGACCAGCUGCAGCAGCUGCGUGCCCAGGAGCAGCCUGGCAGCCAGCAACAGCUGCAGAGACUGGAGGAGGAGGAAGAGGAGGAGAGCAGCACUUCGACUGCCAGCUCUCCCACCAUCCUGCGCAAGAGCGGCGACAGCUUGGACUCCCAGCACGGUGCUUCCGAGAGCUCCACCGAGACCCUGGCCGUGGUUGUGGUGGAGCCUGGGGAGAUGCUGUCAUCCCCUGAGUUUGGCAGUGGCCCCUUCGGCUCCCAGUCAGAUGAGACCUCUCUGGGCACCACUGCAUCCUCCAUCACGCCCACCAGUGAGCUGCUGCCCCUGGGCCCGGCGGAUGGCCUCUCUUGCUCCAUGGACUCAGCCUACGGCACCCUGUCCCCCAGCUCCCCACAGGACUUCGCAGCCCCAGCCUCCGUGGUAGAGCCCAUGCCCCAACCUGUAGAGUCACCACGAGCCCCUUUACCCCCACCCUCACCCUGUCACCGCUGCCGCGCGCCAGUCCAGCUUCUGCCCCACCCAUUCUACCUGCUCAAGUCUAAGUCCGAAGCCAGUCUCCUCCAGCUGCUAUCUGGGGCUGCCCCCCAUGGGGCACACCCAGCUCCCAGCCGCAGCCGUUCUGAGCUCUGCCUGGCUGCUCCCACCCCAGCCACUAGGACUCAGUGCUCUCCUCAGGAAGUGGGGCCUAGCUGGGACUGUCAGACACCUAUCCCAGCCAGUGGCCCUGGGCCAUUGGAGGUGCAGAACAGAGCCAGCUGCCAGGCCGGGUAUCCUGCAGGCCCAGCCAAGAGGAGCUACAGGGAGCUGCCCUCAGGGGCCUCUCCCCUGGCCCAGCCUGGGCCCCCUCCAGGUCUCUCAGCCCAGCACAGGAAGCUGACCCUGGCCCAGCUGUACCGAAUCAGGACCACCCUGCUGCUGAACUCCACACUUACUGCCUCGGAGGUCUGAGCAGAGGGCAUCUGCUAACCAGGAGACAGCAGACACAGGUCUCCUAGGAGUAUGGUACCUGCUCUAGCUGCCACCUCUGGUGGCAUGGGUUGAAGUGCCAGGCUGGACUGCUGCCUACCACCCUGGCUGAUUUGCGCUCGCCGGACUGGAUGGGGUGGAGGAUGGCCCCACAGAGCCCCUGACCAUGCUACAGCACGUCCCCGCCUGUCCAGAGUCCCCUGACCCCAACUCCUGAGGUCACCAGCUCUGACCCUCUGGGCUUGGCUUGGGGGGGGUGCCAGUCCCACUGCCACCCUCAUCUGGCCUCAGAGGGGACUGCCCCUGUCCCCAGCACCCUCCCUCCCAGUCCUUCUGGCCACCCCAGCUCGGGCUGAAUCUGUAAAGCAGUGUAUUUAUUGAGCUAUGAUUCUUUUAUAAAGACUUGUCUGCAUUCCCCCGGAGAGUCCUGUCUUCUGGGCCCCCCCUUUCUUUACCCAGGUGAUGGAGUCCCAGUGGCUCUGCUCUGUGCCCCUCCAGCAAUGGAGGGGCCCUGUGGGAGGCACUGAGGGGCAGACUACAGUAGCGGGGUGGGAGUGGUACCAGGCCAGUGUCCCAGGGCCAGGAGGGAGCUCACUGUGAGUUUUCAUUCCUGCAGGUGACGUCCCAAGCUCUGGGAGGGCACUCCCAAGGACUCUGGACUGAGUCCCCCUGGGGGGGGUCUCCCCCCAGGGGACUUUUGGGUACUUUCCUUUCCGCCCCCCACCCUUCAUGUGCCUGGCCACAGCGUCCUAGCGCAAAGUCCCUAGCCCCGGCUUCCCCACUGGACACUGGUUCUCAGGGUUGGGGCCAGGUCGAAGUGGCGGGCGUCAGGCGGGCGGAGGGUGGACUGGGGGAGUCCAUGGUUGGGCAGGGACCCGUGCCCUGCUUGGGGCGUCAGAGAACUGCGGCCUCUCCCGGCCCGCCACG